Messenger RNA from Owenia fusiformis, 9983 nucleotides. The record is from the annotation of a GenBank genome assembly. Lineage: Eukaryota; Metazoa; Annelida; Polychaeta; Sabellida; Oweniidae.
UUCGAAUACAUAUAAGAUCAUUUAUUUUUAUAAAAAUAUGAUCAAAUUUUAUUCUAAUUGUAUUUUCGCGUUAAUAGUCAUUCCUCGCGUACUAUGUACUGUUGAUGUAAGUUUGUGAAAUUUUCGGAGAAAGUAAACACAGCUUAUAAAAUGUGAUGACAUUGCAUGAAUACACCAUUCUAUUGCUUCAGAUUCAUAAGUAAAUGAUAAAGGAUGCCUCCUGUUAUCAAUGAAAGAAGAAAUGACAUUCUGGCAGGUUCCUUGGCAGCAUCAUAUUCAACCAAGAGUUCCUUAGCUACAAAAACUGAUGCAUUAAGGACAUCAAUACGUACAGACUUAUUGACAGGGGACCAGUUGAAAUCCAGUCUAUUGUCUUCACCUUUGGUAAAUAGACAUUCUGCUGAAAUUGAAGCAAGCAAGUAUGGUGUUAUAGGGGGUGAACGAAAGACAAAAAGACCAAAUACCUCACUGUUGAGCAGUCAGCCACUUUUAGGUGUUAACACUGGAUUGACACACAGGCAACCAUUGACGGGAAACCUCCAACUAUCAAGCAGUCAGUCUUCAGUUCUUAAACAGAAAGGGCUGUCAGGUGUAUCCCAUGUUACAGGAGGUCCAAACUUACUAGGUACAUCUACAGCGCCAUCUAGUCUACUCACCUCCCUUACUAACAAGCUGUCAACGUUGACUGAUCCAAGGUUGACUAACUUGGACACUAGAUUGACUAAUCAUGCUGCAACAUCAGGAUUGACAACACUAGAUACGAAACCCACAUCAAGUUUUGGUCAUGUUUCAACAUCAAGUUUCCUGCCUUCAACUGUCAUCAAUAAAACAUCAGGGAUACAUAACAAAAAAUCUGAGCCUAAGAUAGCCAACAAAAAGUCUGUGAGAAAUAAACCCAAGCAAGAUAAGACAAAAUCCAAGAAAGCCCCCUUGAAGAAAUUAGGCAAGAGGGCACACAAGGAUGAGAGUAUUGGAGCAAAGAUUGAACGCCCAUCGUAUAGUUUUGAUGAGCCUGAUAGGAAAGUACGUAGAGUUGAACGCCCCCUAUUUGUGCCCCCUGAGAAAGAUGUUCGACUAAUUGCUCCAGAGAAACCCUUGUAUGAUGUUGCUGCUAUGAAGCACUCUAUGCUUAAUGCCGUAAGUGCAUCUCUGAUCCGGGCACCUGACUUCAAAGAUCCUCAUGAUGCAACCAGGAAUGACCUCUCUCAUCGUGCUGACCUCAUUGCUGCAUAUGAUCCUGAGUUCAUACUGAAGGUGGCACUGUAUACCCGCUGUGAUCUGAACAUCAGAACAACUGGGAACUUCAUGCUGGCAUAUGCUGCUCACAACAAGUUGACCCGGCCAUUCUUACGACGUUACUACAGCUCUAGUAUACGCCUCCCAUCUGAUUGGAUAGAUGUUGCAGAGCAAUACCAGGCAUUCUUUUAUGUUGACCGCGACUUCAACUUUGGCUCUCUGCCUGCUGCGUUGAGACGUGUCAUGACUGCUAAGUUUGUUAAGUUUGACAAAUACCAGCUUGGUAAAUAUAACAAAGAGAGUAGUGGUAAGAAGAAAAAGAAAAAAGAGAAAAAAGAAAAACCCAAGAAAUGUGCUGAGGAUGCGGAAGAAAUAGACAGCGAAGAGGAAGAUGGUGAAGAGAAGGGUCUUGGUGAUUUUUUCAAACAGGUUUCACAGGUAUCAGAAGUCAGCGACACAGAGGAGGAAAUUGAGCGAAAAACCUUCACGUUGAAACAGCUUAUACGCAAACUGCACAUUACUGAACCUGUUGAGCAUGUUAUGUGCCUCAUUGGCAAAAGAUACCCUGAGACACCUGAAGAUUUCUAUAAGUGUCGUCUGCCAGGGACAUUUGAAGAGGAGAGAGCGGGAAAAAGGAUGAAACUGCCUACUCCAGAGACCUGGGAGACACAGGUCUCCAUGAAGGGCAACAAAGCCUCUACCUGGGAGGAUCUUAUUGAUCAUAAGAAGUUGCCAUUUAUGGCCAUGUUACGCAACUUACGUAAUAUGAUACAGGCAGGGAUUUCCCGUAAGCACCAUGAUUGGGUCAUCAAGAAACUCACAGAUGAAGGAGCUGUUACAAACAGUAGGCAGUUCCCUUUCCGAUUCUUUUCAGCAUAUGAAGUCCUCUCAACACUUGAGAACCAGUUUGAAUACACCCAACAAGUUCUGAUAGAUAAGGCCAUUGCUGCAACAUCAGGGGAUUCCACUAGAGGGCGUGGUGGUGCCACAAGGGGAGGUAGGGGACGAGGCAGGGGUGGAAAAUCUGGAGGCAGAAAGGAAAAACCAAUAAGAGAGUUAGAGUAUGACAAGCAGCUGCUACAACGUUACAAGAAGGCUCUGGAUACAUCUGUGAAGAUUGCGACUGUGCACAAUGUUCAACCAAUCAGAGGCAGGACAGUAAUAUUUUGCAACAUGGGACUAAGUAUGGACAGACCUUGCACCUCAGCUAGAGGACUUGGCAAACCAAGAAAGGUGUAUGAGGUAGGUGUACUACUAGGUCUCAUUUGUAAAUACUCGUGCGAGGAGUCCACAAUGGUAGUGUAUGGCCUAGAGAACCAUAGAGAAGUGGAGUUAGAAAAGGGGACAGUGCUGGACAAUAUGGAAAGCCUGCUGGAGCUUUACACUCUGCUGAACUUUACAACAUCGAGGCCAGAUCAUGAUAUGUUUGCUGAACCACCUGAACCAGAACAUGCCGCAAUUCCCCAGAAAUACAUGCAUGAGUUACUGCGAGAUAGGGUCCAGGUGGACAAUUUUGUGAUUUUAUCUGAUGGCAUGAAUCUUGGCAGUGUUGAGGGAAGGCAGGUGACAGACUUCUUAGUGAAAUAUCGCCAGAUCGUCAAUCCUAACCUCUUGUUUGUGAGUGUCGACCUUAGCGGGAAGUCAUGUGGAUUUGCCAAGGACAUCCAACCUGGACAUGCUAAUGACAUAUACAUUGCUGGAUACAGUGAUGCUAUUCUAAGGUUCAUAGCUGAGAGAGGAGAUGGAGGUCAGGUGAACUAUGUGGAAAAUAUCCAUCAGGCCUAUGAACUCACUCCUCUCGCCACCACGCAACAGCAUCCAACUGACAUAUUGCUACCUGACCCUCAGAAACCUCUUCCUGUACCCAUACUAGCCCCCAGAUGGCGAUCAGCCAGAGUUUUCAUCUCAUCCACAUUCCGUGAUAUGCAUGGGGAGCGAGACUUACUGACCAGGUUUGUGUUCCCAGAGCUGAGGGCCAGGGCCCAGGAGCUGUGUGUCAAUGUGUAUGAGGUGGAUUUGAGGUGGGGAGUGACAGAGGAACAGACCCGCACCAAUCAAACCCUGGAGUUGUGUCUGUCUGAGAUCAAACGUUCUGACCUGUUUGUUGGAAUUCUUGGCCAGCGCUAUGGCUGGAUGCCAAUGAAUCUUGCAGUGAAUGACCAGGAGACAUCUGAUUGGCUGCUGGAGAAUCAUCAAGGCCAUUCAGUAACAGAGAUUGAAAUGUCAUACGCAGCACUCAGACACCCAGACAAGAUGGCUGACAGAGCAUUUUUCUUCUUUAGAAAUGAUUUAUCCGAAGAGGGUAUCCCUUCCAAGUUUCUGAAUGACUUUAUUGACAAGGGAAAUGAUACAAAGAACAAGAUGGAUGAGCUCAAGGACAAAAUCAGACACAGUGGACUCGAGGUGGAUGACAGCUAUCCUGCUGUGUGGGGUGGUGUGGUGGAUGGUAAACCAUUUGUUUGCCACUUAGAGCAGUUUGGAGCUAGUGUGUUGAGUAAACUUUGGGCUGCUAUUGAGAAACUCUAUCCUCCACAGGAUGAGACAAUUGAUGAAAUAUCCCAUGAGACCUCUCUACAUAAUGCUUAUGAGGAGGCACGCCGUAAAGUGUAUGUUGGACGUCAGAAGAUGUUGAAACAUGCCAUUGACUUAAUGGCCCAUAAGACGAAUGGUGUUGUGAUGGUCUCUGGUAAACCUGGAGUAGGAAAGACUUCCUUCAUGGCCAAACUCGUACAAUCACUUGCAAAUAAUAAAGCCAGCAGUCCCGGGCUGAAUAUUUUGACACAUUUCAUUGGAGCUGCCCCAGGGUCAAGUAGCAUCAACUCAAUGUUUAGAAGAUUUUCCUUUGAGUUGAAAAGACGUUUUAAUUUGGCUGGGGAUGUCCCUGAAGAUUCAAGCUCCCUCCCCAGUGUGUUCAUUGAGAUGACAAAACAGGCUGCUAUAGUCAGUGGACAGCCCCUGUACAUGUUCAUAGAUGGCGCUAAUGGGUUUGAUGACACACACCGGGCAAGGAAUAUGGAUUGGCUGCCAGAGACACCUAUUGAGAAUGUAGUAUUUGUGGUGAGUUGUCCAGAUGAGGGGGAGACAUACCAAGCGCUACAAAGACGCAGGGCAGAGAGUAUCAUCGUUAGGGGCCUAGAGAUAUUAGAUAAAGCAGAAGUUGUUCGUAAAACACUAGCCCUUCACAGGAAAUCACUUAGUGAAACUGCCUUCAACAAUGAGAUGAAGCUCAUAGUUGGGAAGAAGGAUGCCACUAGUCCACUCUACCUCUCUCUUGCCUGCCAGGAGCUAAGACUGCAUGGUGUCUUUGAAAAUAUGACCAGUAAGCUGAAGGGGCUUCCCCAAACAACAAAUCAACUGAUACAAGAGAUUCUCCACCGUCUGGAGUCUGACUGUGGCCACCAUCAUGUGAUGACAUCUCUCUCAUUGCUGUACAUCUCAAGAGCAGGUAUCCAAGAAGAUGAUCUCAGAGGGGUCCUGUCAUCCAUCGACAGACUUGGUUACCAUAGCAACACAUCCUUGAGUGAGAUAUCCAACAUAGAAGUGACAGAUGUGACAGCUGUGCCUCAAGCCCAGUUCAUUCACCUCUGGAGGUCUAUCAGUGACUUCCUCAACCCUGUGAAGAUUAUUGGCAAUGUUGAUACAAUUAGUGUAGCCAACAGCAGUGUUGCUACAGCGAUUCAACAAAGAUAUCUUAAGGCUGGUAGUGAAGAUAUGGUUACCCAUCUUCAUCAUGUUCUUGCGGGUUACUAUCAUAAUCAAGCAAACCCUAAUGGUGAUGGGUCUUGGUCUGGUAGCAAUGUUGCAGCAUUUAGAGAGCUCCCCUAUCAUCUUCUAUGUGCUAAGAUGUACCAAGAGGCUGAGGCUAUACUCUGUGAUUUAUCAUUCGUAGAGAAGAUGUGCCAGCUCAAUCUUGGUCAGUCCCUACUUGAUGGCUAUCACCAGGCUCUGGCAGCCUUUGCUACUAAAUCAGGAAGCAAGAUAAAAAAGGAUGACAAGUUGAAAGAUCACUUGGAUUUUGUCUCAAGAAACAUGCACAUCCUCGCAAAGCACCCUACUUUGGUGUGGCAGCAAGCUUUGAAUGACCCACAGACGAGUAAGUUAGGCAACAAGACAGUGUUGCAAGAAGCAGCCAGAAAUGCUAGACAGGGACUGAUGUUAUGGAGUAACAAGAUAGACACUCCAAUCCCAUGUACAAUGACCCUGUCUAACUUUAGCAAACCAGUUACCUGCCUAGCAGUGUCUCCUGACGAGAGGCAGUUUGCAUGUGGAACUGAGGACUGUUUGGUGAAAAUCUACAACAUGGCUAAUGGCAAAGAGCUGAUGACAUUAACUGGUCACUCUGAUGCUAUCACAAGUAUAUGUUAUGUUGGAGCUUCAAGACUGGCAAGUGCUUCUAAAGACAAGACACUCAGCCUCUGGGAUCUCUCUGAUGGCCAUAGAAUAUCUAAAAUGAAGGUCCACAAUCGUAGCGUCAACUCUUGUGCUGCAGAUAAGACUGGCAAACACCUAGUGUCUGUUGGGUGGGAUUGUGGUAUGAGAUUAUUUGAUGGUUUAACUGGAAAACUCCUACAUAAGGUCACAACAGGUGCAUCAACAGAGCAGCGACCUUUGAAUUGUGUAGCAUUCCACCCAGAAGGUCAGUUGAUUGUUGUCGGGAGCUGGGAUGGUGCUCUAAAGAUAUAUGAUACGUUCCAUAAAUCUAGGAAGGCAGUGCUUAGGGGGCACAAUAGCUCUAUACGUGCUGUUGCCUAUUCACCAUCAGGUUGCCAUAUUGCAUCUGCUGCCCUGGAUGGGGAGGUGAAAUUAUGGUCUGCUUCACACGGGACACAGGUUGGCACAUUGACAGGCCAUGCUCUACCCAUCAACAGUCUUGUCUAUUCCCCCUCUGGAGAACAUCUUAUUACAGUCAGUGAUGACCAAAAAGUCAAGGUCUGGUCAGGUCACCUUGGGCAGCCUGUUUGCCAUAUAGGCCAUAAAGAUGGUCCUGUAACAUCUCUAUGUUUGUCACCAGAUGGCGAGACUGUUAGUGCAGGGUACCAUAGUGGUAAAGUUGUGGUCUACCAAGCUGUAACAGGUAGUUUUGUAUGUGAGAUAAAGGGUAGAGGAGUACCAGUGCGGGCGCUGAAAUAUGCAAGACGUGAAGAUCUACUCUUUAUAGGCUCUGAUGAUGGAAGCCUCGUUCAUCAGGGCAUUCGUCUGAACAAGGGUACCUCAACAAUUCUGGAAGAUGCUGGCUGUAUAUUAUGCAUAGCUACAGGGAACAGAACUGUUGCUGCGUCUACAGAAUCCUUCAUGACAUAUGUGUGGCGAUUUGGUACCUUCUCCCACCCCUAUACGUUCCAGAAGGUGAUGAGGAUAGGGGGUCACAUUGGUCCUGUCACUUCAUGCUCCCUUAACUCAUCAGAGACAAAUAUUGUGACUGCCAGUAGGGAUAUGUCAAUGAAAGUUUGGAAAAUUGAUAAAUCCACGAUUCAUCCUGAGAAAUCGUUUGACUCCUGCCACUCUGAUUGGAUAAAUGGCUGUGUGUGGUCAGAGAAUGACCAGUUCAUUGUAACAGCAUCAAAUGACUUCAAUAUGAAAUUAUGGGACAUGAAGACAGGAAAGGAAAAGAAAAAAUUUACUGGUCACAUGGCUGCUAUUAACGGAGUUGCAUAUAGUUAUGGUUGCCUUGCGUCGGCAUGUGCUGAUGGUUCUGUAAAGGUCUGGUCCCAGAAAGGCAUAGAGGUCACCACCUUACAUGGGCACACACAGAGGGCCAAUGCCUGUGAUAUAUUUGUGAAACUCAAGAAGAAAGAAUCCAAAACAGAGCGUGUAUCCAGUGAUUGGGCCAUGGAGAUGGACGCACAUGAUUGGAAGGCCGAACAUGACAAAACCAAACUUGACAAACAAGAUGUGAAAAUUGAUGAUGUCAUAGUAGCGUCUUGUUCUGAUGAUGGAACUAUCCGGAUCUGGCGUCCUUUACAGGGUAAUGAAGUGGCAACUCUUAUUGGGCAUUCCAACAGAGUAACAUGUGUGGCAAGUACAGCAUCCAACUCCCUAUGUACUGCCUCCCUAGAUCUCAGUGUGAAGCAGUGGAAGCCUGCACUUGUGGCAGUCCCCAAAUCAGGAGAGACUCACAUUGGGGAAGUGACAAGUGUGUCAGUGUCAAAACUCUGCAGUGAUCACCAUGGUAACAAUGGAUACUAUUUACUCUCCACAAGCAGAACUGGAGAAGUGAAGAUCUGGUGGCUGUGUAACUAUGACAACACACUAGGUGUCCCCCUCAGAAGAGAGCUCAGACACUCAUUCAAGGCAUCUGACAAGUCUGUGAACUGUUCAGUGUUUGGUGAGAAGAAAGAUGGACGUUUGUGGUUUUUAGUUGGUACUGACUGUGGUAUGAUCUGCCUAUAUAGCAUGUCUGCUGACCCCUCCCUCUCUAGUGCCCUUGAUCUAAGAUUAUUAGAUACUUCAAGGGAAGAGUCUCCAAUUACCAGUUUGGAAUUGUUCUCCUCAGGAGGUGCAAACUUUGUACUAGGAACAAUGUGGCAGGGUGUUGUAACACGACGAGUAGAUUUCCCUUACAUCACAGGAAAACCUACAUAUGACAUGCAUGAAGACUGGGUGAUAGCAGGAUAUUUAAAGGACCAACUCUAUGUGACAACAUCCUGUAAUGGAUCUAUUCAGUCUAGUAAACUAAACAUUACUUCUAAAGAACAGAAAACACUCGUUGUGAUACCUGACGAAGAUCUGAGCACAGAAGACUCUCACUCUGGUUCUAUCCCAUGGCUAUUGUGUGCAACUAUGAACAAGUACAACACCUUGUGUGUCGGUGACUCAAAGGGACAUCUACAUCUAUUCAAAACCAAUAAAGCUAACAAUAAGGCCACAAUCCACUCUGGUGCAGUGACAAGUGUAGCUUUGUCUGGUGAUAUAAUGUUCACAGGGUCAGCUGACUCUACUGUAAAAGCCUGGCACUUCAAGGACAGGAAUUCAUACAUUCAGGUUGGGCAGUAUUUCUGUCAGUCACCCAUUGUUUCCAUGGCAAUCAUCCACGAGGGCAGUGCCAGUGUUCAUAUUGUAAUUGGUGACCAACAUGGGAAUGUAGACUUCCUCCAGUGGUCAUUUACACACAGAACAAUGAUGCCCUAACAAUCUGGAUUGUGCUCAAUAUCGACUUUUAUGCAUAUAGAAAUUAUUACAUGUAACGUUACAUGUUACAUGUAAUUAUACGAUUUAAAAUCGUUUAAAUUUAAAUAUGAAUUGAAUAUAGGGGGGGGGGGGCAGAUGUGCUUUGAUAAGUUUUUUAUAAUUGGUCUCUUCACCUGAAACUUUCUAGCUCUUCUUAGAAUAAAGAAGAAUAAAUUAUGUUUCAGCGAAGAAUUGUGAUUCUGACCCCCCUAGGAGGAAAGUUAGAACUGGUCAAAGUUACUGAUAUGCUGAAAAUUUCAGAAGGUUUGACUUGAAAGGAUAAACCCCUAUGGCAGAUCUGCUCCCCCUAACCGUUAGUGAAAUUCACUAUAGACUAAUUGUUCAAGGGUUAAAUUGUGUUGAUCAAAAUAAGAUAGCUGCUGUUUUAAGUUAAAUCUUAGAAGUCCCAUGAGAUGAAGAAAAUACUUUGUACAAUAUGGUAACCUUAACCAAUUAAAUGAAAUCAAAAGUAGUGUUUGUAGAAUAGGAAUCUGUAUUUUAUUUGGCUCUGGAUUAGUCUGUAAGACCCAGCACUAAGGAAAACUUCCUCUCUGUGCUGUGUCAAUGGUGUCAUUAAGGUUAAUACAGAAAUCUGCUAUCCAAGUACACAUAUAAAUUGAUAUACAAAAUGAUUUUCAGAUUUAUAUUAUAUCCUUAUAUGAUAGGUAUUCUUAGACUAGUUCUAAAUCAGUUUUUGUUUUUGGUCUUUACAACCAAUGUUGUACAUAAAGUGGAUAUUCUUUCUAGCUAGCUCCGUGUUCAUGUUAUUUAGAACCUGUUUUAAUGAUCCAGACUCUAAAAUGUUAUGCAAUAAAGAUGAUUAUGAUUCAAUAUUAAGGUGAUAAUUCAAUACACAUUCAUUUCCAAAAUGAAAUUCAUAAGUUUAACUAUAGUUUAAUAUUAAUCAAAUAUCAUUUAAUUUGAAAUUCCAUGUUUUUCAAUGGAAAAAAGAAUGAAAAUGUGGUUGAAAUAAAAGAAAUAUUACAAAAACUGCCAGUAGUUUGAUAAUUCAAAUGCAAAUGAGGUAUAUUUAGUGAAAUUGCAAACAUUAGCUGAUAUUUGAGGGUCUACUUUAUGAUAAUCUAUACACAUUAAAUGAACCAGUUAUUUUCAUACUAACUGUGAUCGUAUGUUCCCCAUUAUGAAGGUACCACAAUCGCUAAAGCAAUCUAAAUAAAUUAUUAUUUUAAAAGUAGAAUGGAUCUGCAUCUUUAAAACAGUAAUUUCUAUAUGUUUAUAUACUCGUAUUAAUGUAACUUUUUACACCGCAGGGUUAAAUUGCUUUGUAACGAAAGAUUUUGUGCCUUUGUCAAAAAUCCUGAAGCUUCUGUAUCAAAAUGCUUCAUAACAAGUCAAUUAAACAUGCUGAGUAUCUCUAACCAAUGGUAAUUGUCCGUUUAUAUCAACUUUCUAUUUACAAGAUUUAGCCAAAUCAGCGUUUGUUGGUUGCAACCUUACUCUCCCUAUUGAAGGUAAGCUUAGACCAACUAACUAACAUAUUGUUACACAUUGUUUUAUAAAUGGAAUAGUCAUUUACAUUUUCAUAUUCUAUCAAUUAUGAAUAAAUUUUGUAUUCAUUA